UUGAGGGAUUGCCUCCGACACAAGCUCCGAAUGCUUCUCUUUCUUCGAAAAAAAAAAAGAGCCAAACCCUAAAACUCUCCUCCAACUCUCACAAUCUCCAUCGCCAUUUUCAUCUCUCCUUAAUCUAAGCAUCUCUCCCGUCUCCCAAAUCCAUGGCAAUCGACGGCGUUUGCACACUCGAUGUCGCCGAUUUUCCGCCGCCUCCGGUGGUCGAGAAGCGUCGCCAGUCAUUCUCGCUGCUUUUGUCUUCUUUGAUGAUUGUUGGAUUCUCGAGGAAGAGUGGUUUGUAUCGGCAGCUUCCGCAUCAGCCUCUCGAACUCUCCGUCCUGAAAUUGGAUGGCUCUUGUUUUGAUAUUCGAGUUAAGAGAUCUGCUACUGUUGCUGAAUUAAAGGGGGCAGUGGAGGCAGUCUUCAGCGACAUGCCACAAGAUGGACCAGGAAAGAUUUCAUGGCUCCAUGUGUGGUGCCAUUUCUGCUUAUGCUAUGAUGGUCAGAAGUUGAUUGAUGAUACGGGCUACAUUGCAAAAUUAGGCAUCAAGGAUGGUGAUCAGCUUCAAUUUGUCCGGCAUGUCACAACUGGCUACAAUGUUAUAAGAAAGCAAUCAAAGAAAGGCCAGGUUUCCCCAAAACUGAACAAUAGGACAUCAUCUCUAUCAAGAAACUAUGAUCAGGACGAUAUAGAGAGUGGAAGGAUUCAACACCAUGGCAACAACCAACUCUUCAAACACCACGAGCCAAAGAUGGUGGUCUUUUUGGGAGGGUGGUUCUCCCACAUCAAGCUGGCAUCUGCAGGGAAAACGUGCAUCGAAAGCUUGGUUCGUUCGUCGGGAACUCGGCAUAGUCUGGUUCAUGGUUUUAAGAACUUAAUUCAACUAUGCCGCCAGAAACAAUAUUAUCAGAAAGUGAGUAAAAGGAAGAGAUCCAUCCUUGGUGUCUGAAUAGAUUAGGAAUGAUUGAAACAUACACACUCACACACACACAGGUCUACUAGAUUGUGUUAUAGUCUAAUCUCUGAAGUGUUUGUUCAUAUCCUUAGAGCAAUAAGCUGUUGUAGAUAUUUCAGCAUUCACAAAAAAUGGGUACCAGAAUUUGUGCAGUCGUCAGUCGGUGAUUAUUGUUUUCGUAGUCGAAGACAAUGAUAGAUAUGAAGAUUUGAACGUCUAACCUCAAGAGAAAGAAUAUAGGUCGAAUACCGUUGAGGUAAGCUCGUGUUAGUAGAUAGUCACGAGAUUAUAGAUCGAUAUAGGAGAAGCAUUGUAUCAAAUACUCUAGUUUUGUCUUUCUUCUUGUCAUCUUCAUUUUACUCUUUUGUUUGUAAUGUUCUAAAAUAUUGGUGAAUUGUAAGUAGCUUCGUUGCUGGUGUGGGUCCUUAA
This is a messenger RNA of Cucurbita pepo subsp. pepo (vegetable marrow), 1373 nucleotides long. RefSeq lists its product as uncharacterized. Gene Ontology annotation, biological process: mRNA splicing, via spliceosome. The record is from RefSeq and is a predicted model, not a curated record. Gene Ontology annotation, molecular function: protein binding. NCBI's taxonomy places the organism in Eukaryota, Viridiplantae, Streptophyta, Magnoliopsida, Cucurbitales, Cucurbitaceae.